AUGAAGCGGUCAACGGAGGCGCCGAUGGACUUUGAGUACACGAACCGCCCGCAGACGACGCCUGUCUGGGCCACCCCCGCCAAACGCUCGCAUGCAGACCUCGCGCCGAGUACCCCGACCCCGUCAACGCCAACACGAUUCGGUUUCGGCGAAAACAAGAACGUGCCGUUCAUCUUCCAAUCCCCUCCCGCCCCACACUCCCCAACAGUGGACAUGGGCUGGGCCCCGCCGCCUAACUUCUCGCCGGAAAAGGCGUUCCCCGAGGUGCGGGACGUAGAUAUGCCCGAGGCCAGCCCGGGUGACGAGCGGAGGGUGGCAACGGGCGCGUUAAGGAGGGUCCAUCGGUCACGGAUGCAGGCGAAGGCCCAGGCUCAGGCGAUGGUGGAGACUGACUCUGACUCUGAGGACGGGGAGGAAGGGGACUAUAAAGGCUUACAACGGACGGGCUCAACGUCAAACCAUUAUACCGUCAACAUGGCUGCGCCCGCACCCCCACCGAGCGACGUGCCGUAUGUUUUGUUAGGCUACCUGCAAUUCUUCUUCAACCUCUCCCUUGUCCUGCUCUUUCUCUACCUCGUGCUUGCCUUCAUCUGGACCGUACAACGCGACGUGCAAGAGCGAAUCUCUGAGUACUCUCAAGACAUCAUCCAAGACAUCGCCCUCUGUCGGCGCCAACACACAAACAACCUCUGCGACACACCGCUGCCCGCGAUGGCAGCCCAAUGCGCGGCAUGGGCGACAUGUAUGGCACGUGACCCCGCCGUCGUCGGCCGCGCCCGUGUCGGUGCUGAGCUCAUCGCGGAGGUUGUCAACGGCUUUGUCGAGCCGAUCAGUUGGAAGACACUGGGCUUCACGCUGACGUCGCUCGCGUUCCUCACGCUGUUUGUCAACACGCUGCUUUCUUUGUACCGCGAGCGAGCAAAGCCUACGACUGCUGACAACAGGGCGGCAACACCCGGACCGGUGCCGGUGCCGAUGCACCUCCCACUGCCGCCAGCGACACCGUACCGCCACCCCGCGCAGGGCGGGUACCUCUCGCCCGCCCCAACACCUGCCUGGGGGCGCAAGUAUAAGCAAGAUUACGAUGCGGAGGAGGACGGGCUGGCAACUCCAACAAGGGCGCGCAGGAGAAGGAUAGAGGGCGGGGCGGCGGUCAAGGUGCGGUAG
Mycena indigotica is the source of this 1167-nucleotide messenger RNA. Its product is annotated as Nuclear membrane protein. Gene Ontology annotation, cellular component: nuclear membrane; nuclear envelope. Gene Ontology annotation, biological process: nuclear envelope organization; lipid homeostasis. The transcript has 5 exons. NCBI's taxonomy places the organism in Eukaryota, Fungi, Basidiomycota, Agaricomycetes, Agaricales, Mycenaceae. The record is from RefSeq and is a predicted model, not a curated record. The coding region runs from base 1 to 1167 and encodes 388 amino acids.